ACUGCCACCUCUAAUAGCAAGUGUGGAGCACCAUAAUUCGGAGAAGCAUAACAACACAACCAAAAUGAAUGAUAAGGUUCAAAAGCACAAGGAUAGGCUGAAGUUCAGCUCCAAGACCUGGGGCAAGGAAAAAUUUAAGCCCAAGAAGUAUGACAAGCCGUUCGUGCCACCCGUGCCGCAGGCCACCGCGAAACCAUGGCAGCACGUGAAGAACGACAUCAUAGACGACUCCGAAGAUCGCGGGCACCUGGAUGUGGACAACGAGGACGCCAAGAAAUUCAUGCAGCAGCGGGAGCAGAACCACCGGCGAAACAUCAUAGAAGCCAACCGAGCGCAGGCCACCAAAUGGGAGUCCUUCGACGAGGAUCAAAAGCCAACCUUACAUUCCAAGAGGUCACGACCCAAGAAGGAGAAGUCCCGAUUGUGGCAGUGCGACAGGUCCAAGGGAGAAUUUCCCACGGCCGUUGAGAAUUUCACAUUCGAGGAGCGCAACUUCUACCGGAGCAAGAUCACGUUGGGCAUAAAGGGAAUGGAGCGCGAUGUAGACCUUCGAUCUGCCAUAAAAGAUUUGGAGAGACACCCAGUUCGGUUGCAGGAGUCCACAGGAGAGGGAAACGUUCCCUUUCGGAAAAUGAUCGAUAACAAGAGACGCACCUCAAAGAAAAAGGGACGAAACGGGCCCAAUCCCUUUCGCAAGAGGAAUGGAGGGCAAUCGUAGUAUAAAAGCAGCUUAGAUCUAACUUCACUUUUACCCCGUUACUGAAUGACAUUUAAGAAAAUUAUUAAAACAAUAAAAUUUUAGAACAGCUAGCCCUUCGAAGAAAUGAAAAAGUGUUGAUCGGGUGAUAAAUCAGAAAUGUAUACACAACAUUACUACACACUUUAUGCAAAUCUUAAAAGUAGUGGUACAAAUACAUGUGGAAUAGGUCGGCGAAAAUAAAUAAACUAAACAGAA
Drosophila biarmipes is the source of this 955-nucleotide messenger RNA. RefSeq lists its product as uncharacterized. The transcript has a single exon. The coding region runs from base 65 to 718 and encodes 217 amino acids. Lineage: Eukaryota; Metazoa; Arthropoda; Insecta; Diptera; Drosophilidae. The record is from RefSeq and is a predicted model, not a curated record.